Tarenaya hassleriana is the source of this 3540-nucleotide messenger RNA. RefSeq names its product AP-4 complex subunit epsilon-like. The coding region runs from base 272 to 3151 and encodes 959 amino acids. Gene Ontology annotation, molecular function: cargo adaptor activity. The transcript is spliced from 11 exons. The record is from RefSeq and is a predicted model, not a curated record. Gene Ontology annotation, biological process: receptor-mediated endocytosis; intracellular protein transport. Gene Ontology annotation, cellular component: AP-4 adaptor complex; membrane coat. Lineage: Eukaryota; Viridiplantae; Streptophyta; Magnoliopsida; Brassicales; Cleomaceae.
UUCUUUAUUCUUCACAUAAAUCGUAAUUUCAAUUUUCACGUUUUUUUCAUUCAGAUCUGAAACUAUUUUCUGUAUUUCCUCCGGAGACGUGAUUGUCGUGACGAUCACCGAGGAAGUUCUGGAUUUCGCGUGGUCCAAAUCGGAAGAACCCUAAUCCGAGCUUGAUUUCGCCGUUGAUCGAUCGGUGGGAGGAGGAGAAAGUGUCGAAUUUUCGUUGGGUUGGGUUGAUUCGUCACUUAAUUGGAUCGAUUGAAGUUUCUCUCUUCCUCUGAUGGAGCAGCUGAAGACGAUCGGGAGAGAGCUCGCGAUGGGAUCGCAGGGUGGGUUUGGACAGUCGAAGGAGUUUCUCGAUCUGGUCAAGUCGAUCGGGGAGGCUCGAUCCAAGGCGGAGGAGGAUAGGAUCGUGCUCAACGAGAUCGAGACUCUGAAACGGCGGCUGAUCGAGCCGGACGUGCCGAAGAGGAAGAUGAAGGAGUACAUUAUACGCCUCGCCUAUGUCGAGAUGCUCGGCCAUGAUGCCUCCUUCGGCUACAUUCACGCCGUCAAGAUGACCCACGACGAUAACCUCCUCCUCAAGCGCACUGGUUAUCUCGCCGUCACGCUCUUCCUCAACGAGGAUCACGACCUCAUCAUCCUCAUCGUGAACACGAUCCAGAAAGAUCUGAAAUCCGACAACUACCUCGUCGUUUGCGCGGCGCUUAAUGCAGUGUGCAAGCUCAUCAACGAGGAGACGAUUCCGGCGGUUCUGCCUCAGGUGGUGGAACUUCUGGGUCAUCAGAAGGAAACUGUGAGGAAGAAGGCGAUCAUGGCUCUGCAUAGAUUCUAUCGAAAGUCGCCAUUUUCGGUCUCGCAUUUGAUCUCCAACUUCAGGAAGAAGCUUUGUGAUAACGAUCCAGGGGUUAUGGGUGCGACGCUUUGCCCACUUUUCGAUCUCAUAACUGCGGAUGUUAGUUCAUACAAGGAUUUGGUCAGCAGCUUCGUCAGCAUUCUCAAACAGGUUGCCGAGAAAAGGUUGCCAAAGAGUUACGAUUACCAUCAGAUGCCUGCACCAUUCAUUCAGAUUAAGUUGCUGAAGAUUCUGGCAUUGCUGGGAAGUGGUGAUAGGAAUGCUAGUGAAAUGAUGUACACUGUGAUAGGCGAUUUGUUCAGAAAGUGUGAUUCCUCUACCAAUAUUGGGAAUGCUAUCCUUUAUGAGUGUAUCUGCUGUGUUUCUUCUAUACAUCCAAAUCCCAAGUUGUUAGAAGCAGCAGCUGAUGUGAUUUCCAGGUUUUUGAAGAGCGACAGUCACAAUCUGAAGUACAUGGGCAUCGAUGGUCUCGGUAAACUGAUAAAAAUAAGCCCAGACAUUGCUGAGCAGCACCAACUUGCUGUGAUAGAUUGCUUAGAGGAUCCAGAUGACACGCUAAAGAGAAAGACCUUUGAAUUACUGUACAAGAUGACCAAGUCCUCUAAUGUGGAAGUGAUUGUUGACCGUAUGAUCGACUAUAUGAUUAGUAUCAACGACAAUCAUUACAAAACCGAGAUAGCUUCUCGUUGCGUUGAGUUGGCUGAGCAAUUCGCUCCGAGCAAUCAAUGGUUCAUCCAGACCAUGAAUAAAGUCUUCGAGCACGCUGGAGAUUUGGUGAAUAUCAAGGUGGCACAUAAUUUGAUGCGUUUGAUCGCUGAAGGAUUUGGAGAGGAUGAUGAUGAUGCAGACAGCAAGCUUAGAUUAUCAGCUGUGGAAUCGUACUUGGGGAUCAUUAGCGAGCCAAAGCUUCCAUCCCUUUUCCUUCAGGUCAUUUGUUGGGUCUUGGGAGAAUAUGGGACAGCUGACGGGAAGUAUUCAGCAUCUUAUAUUACUGGAAAGCUAUGUGAUGUGGCAGAGUCAUAUUCAAGUGAUGAAACUGUGAAGGGUUAUGCUGUUUCUGCACUUGUGAAGAUUUAUGCAUUUGAAAUGGCAUCCGGGAGAAAGGUGGAUGUUCUUCCCGAGUGUCAAUCUUUGAUUGAAGAGCUUCUGGCUUCACAUUCCACAGAUCUGCAGCAACGUGCAUACGAGCUGCAGGCUGUGCUUACACUAGAUGCCCGUGCUGUCGAGUGCGUUAUGCCAUUAGAUGCUAGUUGUGAAGACAUCGAGGUCGAUAAGGACCUUUCGUUUCUCAAUGGCUACAUCCAACAAGCUAUCGAGAGCGGAGCUCAACCCUAUAUUUCGGAUAGCGAACGCUCAGCAGUAUUCAAUAUCGGUGAUUUUCAUUCCCGAGACCACCAUGAAGUUCCAUCUCAUGCACUUCGGUUUGAAGCCUAUGAACUCCCGAAACCCGCAAUGCCAUCAGCGCCACAACCAGUUUCUUCUCUUUCAGCGUCAACUGAGCUUGUGCCAGUACCCGAACCUUCUUAUAACAGAGAGUCACACCCAUCAAUCUCAAAAUCCUCGGUGUCGGCCCAGUCAGGAUCAUCGGAAAUCAAGCUGCGACUAGAUGGAGUUCAAAGAAAAUGGGGUCAACCAACUUACUCUUCCGCCUCAUCAUCUAACCCGGACUCCUCUACUCAGACAGUAAAUGGUUCAGUUUCAGCUUCACAUUCAGACAGAGCUGAUUCAACUAGUUCUAAGCCUCGCAGCAGUUAUGAUUCAAAGAAACCUGAGAUCGAUCCCGAGAAACAGAGACUAGCCGCCUCUUUGUUCGGUGGGUCAUCGUCGAGAAGCCAAAGGUCAAGUUCCGGUGGCCAGAAAGCUACGAAAGGUAACAAAACCGCGGUCCCCAAGGAAAGUCCAGCUCCAGCUCCUGUUCAACCACCGCCUGACCUGCUCGACAUGGGUGAGCCAACGGCCACUGUUACAAGCAGUGACCCGCUGGCCGAUCCGUUUAAGGCGUUAGAAGGGCUUAUCGAGCCGGGCCAAGACGGUACUUCAACUGCAAACACUCAAACCAAAGCGCCCGAUCUCAUGGGGCUAUACUCGGAUGGACCCGUGACCGGUCAAGUGACCAGUGUCGAUACCCUCUUAUCCGAACUGUCAGACCCAGUUUCGAAAUCUAGCUCGGGAGGAAACUCAAGGGCUCAAUUCUCAAAGGGACCGAACCUGAAAGAAGCUCUGGAGAAAGACACUCUUGUCAGACAGAUGGGUGUCAAUCCGACAAGUCAGAACCCGAACCUGUUCAAAGACCUCCUCGGCUAGUAGGAUCUCUCGCCGCAGAAACCUUCUGUCUCGAUUCAGUUACCUCGUCGUCAUCGUGCCUCGGGUCAGUGACAAGGGAACACAUACCGGAUCGCACGGGUAAUGUGACAAAGCCGACAAGACACCGGUGUGGUGGCUUAAGAGUUCUGGUAAUUUAAAAUCUUCCUGGGACGUUGUUCAGAUAAGAAAACAGCUUUUUGUACUUGAAAACCGAUAGAUUUUUUUUUUUUUUUUUUUGUUCUGAGUAUUGGUUUUUGUCUAUUGAGCCUUUGACGUUGUUUCGAUCAAAUAAUGUAUCUUCUCUUGAGUAUUUCUUUCUUCGGAUUGUUCUGUUCCGUUUCAUUGUAAAAAUUUUCGGCUUUCGGUUCGGUUAUAUUUGGAUUCGUUUA